Durusdinium trenchii is the source of this 4423-nucleotide messenger RNA. The record is from the annotation of a GenBank genome assembly. Lineage: Eukaryota; Dinophyceae; Suessiales; Symbiodiniaceae.
GGUGUUUCUUCUUCCGUUUCUGGGGUUGUACAUCAUCUCCAGCUCGAAAGCCCGACUCGGCGCAUCCAUGGGACUAUGCGAGUGGUGUCCUGGAUUGUGCUCUCCUGGCUUCAACUGCUGCCCGCGGAAGAUUGCUUAGAGGAGGAAGCAGUGCCAUGGUCGAGGCGGAGGAAUGUGACCCUGGACGGUGUGUCGAUGCCAUUGGGCAUCGUGAUCGGCAACUGGGGUUCUGCCAAGUUGGUGUCCAAUGUCUAUCGGAUCAUCGUGUCUGAGGUCUUGGGCUUGCACGUCGACCAGACCUAUAUCAGCUCCAGCCGUGAACAAAUCCUUGAAUUGGUAGGCUGCGAUGGUGACCCUGCAGUUGACAGUACCACUCAGUGUGGUCUGAACACGCGAUGGCACGUGACGGUGGAGAAUUGGUUGGAGAACCUUCCAUCGUCGGGCCUGCAGACACAUCUGGGCAGCUGGCUGGACAGCUUGGCGGAGCUGGGAAGCCAGACCUAUGUCGGGAAAGAAGGGAUGUACCUGCUAGCUGCGCAUGGCCGGGGCUUGGAACAAGGGCUCGCACUGGAGUACUAUCGUUCCUACAACAGGUCUUGGCAUCAACCAGAACUCUACCUGCCGCUGGUGAGAGAUGUGAACCACUCUCGGCUGGAUUUCUGCAACAACAGCUUCACGAGAUACCCGGACGCCGUGAAGACGUAUUUGAGCAUCACCAACGAUCUGGAGGGUACGGAGCAGGUGGGUGAUCAGGUGCAUUGGAAGUGCUACAAGGACAGCUGGUGGGUGGCUCCUGCCUGCCGCACCGAUCCUGAAGAAUGCAUAGCAAUCAUCAGCAAACGCGGCUGGGGAAUUAUCUACUUCCCGCAAAAGGCCUUCUUCUUUGGCAUGGGCGUUGCACUGACCAAUGGGCUGCAGGUCCAUGUGGACGAGUGGAUUCACUUGAACCAUGAGCUGCAAGGCCUUCUGUAUUGGUGGUCGCCGGACAGCUCCUUCAUCCGAGAUCCUCACUUCCAUGUGCAGUUCCCACCCCACAGCCCCGCCGAAUAUCGUGCCGGCACCUACCGGACCAUGCAGAAAGAGUCCUCUCUUUCGAAGUUCGCGCUGAGCAAGAUCGAGACUGAAGCUUUAGAGGUUCUGAGGCAGCUGGAACUUGAUACAGAAGAGAUGAACGACCUCUUGGAACAACAUGCGAACUGCGAGGAGGAGCCGUCCUGUGUCCAACCGCUGGAGAAUGUGACCUGCGAGUGGCUCCGCAGCCACCGGGAGCGCUGGAUGGCCUGGCUUCCGAAGCUCAAGAUCUGUGCUGCUGGUACUGGCGUCCAGUUUGAGAACGGCUCCUGGAUGGACUGUGCCAUCUCCCGAGCCCACCACUGCGGAGAAGCGCGCUGCGUGCUGUGUGCUCCGGGAACGUGGAGCGAGUCAUGGGAGGGCACCUUUGUGUGCAAAGCUUGUCCGGCAGGCAAAGUCAACCAGUUCCACGGCCAGACGGAAUGUGUGCCUUGUGAGGCAGGCCACUUUGCAGCGAAGGAGGGCUUGACCGAAUGCAAAGCCUGUGACUUGGGCUACUAUGCCAAUUCCACUGGUAUGUCUGAGUGCUUCGCUUGCAGUGACGAUCCGAAUCAGACGAACUUCUUCACCACACGGAAGGAGGUGGAGCAGGGCGCCAACAACUCGAAGAGGAUCCAAUUCCAGGGAGCACCAUCCGAGGACUUUUGCUCUUGCAGGGAAGGCUAUCACUUGUCCGAGAUGAACAGAUGUGAGAAGUGCUCGGAAGGUGCCAGCUGUACUGGGAGGGGCGAGGUGACCGUGGCACCAGGCUUUUGGUCCUCGCAGUCGGAGCCCAACAGCGUCUUCCGCUGCUAUGGCAAUCCCCAUGCAUGUCCUGGUGGUCGUCCUGGAACCUGUGCCUCGGGGCGUUUCCAUAUCCGCUGUGGUCGCUGUCUACAAGGUACAAGGCAAGUGGGAUUUGACCACCCGGACUCGGGCGCUUGCAUGGAAUGCUCCGGCGGAGACUAUGCGCUUUUGCUGGUGCCCAUUCUGGCCUUGGUGCUGUGUGCCGUGAUCGCCUAUGCGAUGGUGAACGUGAAAUGCUCCAGUGAUGAACCUCGGAGUCUGGUGGUGGCUUCAGUAUGCAUGAGUGGCCUGAUGAGCACUGUGGCUUCGCUGAUCGCAGAUAACUUGACCUUUCCCCUGACGGCUUUGCAUUUGGACUCUCUUUUCUUCAGCUUUCAAUGCGCUUCGAACCACAAUCCUGUGCAAGUCUUCAUCCUGAGUGGCUAUCGCUUGACCUUUGGGCUGGCGCUCUUGAUCCCGUUGGUCCAUGGUCUUUGGUGUGCCUGGCGCGGCCUGAACUUCUUCACAUGUCAUAUGCUGACGAACGUGGUGGGUAACUGCAUGCUCGCCUUUAGCACCAACCAGAUGCACAAUCUGCUGACGCCCUUUGUGUGCAAGCAUCAUCCAAAUCGUCUCUACACCGUCAGUGGCUACACAGAGAUCCUUUGCGAUGGCAAUGAAGCCCACAUGCAGAUGGUCGUUUUUGGUCUCUUGGGGAUGCCACUACCACUGGGCUUCGUGGCCCUUUGUCUGUGGCUGCUCUUCUCGGAGCUUCCCAAACGGAUGCUUCGUGGAGACAUCAGGUUUGUUCGUCGCUGCCACUUCUUGGUCGGGAACUUCCGCCCUGGAGCUGAAGUCUCUGUUGCCAUUUUCAUUGCUCGUGGAGCCUUGUCUUGCUUCGUCGACUUGGUCCCCACCGUCGCGGGCAAGGUGUUGUGCAUGAAUCUCUUGCUCCUCGUGAGCCUUUUGCUCACCGCCAUUGGCAAGCCUUGGCGCUCUUCCUUGUGCAAUGCCUUGGAUCUGACACUGUUGGUGGGUGUCUUGAAUGUACUGGACCUGGGCUCCUAUCUCAUUCCCGAAUUGGACGUCCAAACUAUGGCGAACAUUUGCAUGGUGACAGCCACGUUGAUGGUUAUGGCCACGUUGAGCACUGUCAUCGGCUGCAUCAUCAGGUAUGCGAUUCUACAAACGCGGAAGCAGUACAGGUUCUACAUUUCCUCUUACACAGCUGCCACGGGCAGCUACGCGCGGAUGCUGAAGAUGGAGUUCGAACACUCAGGUCUCAGGGCCUUCUUGGACGCCGAUGCAGCCAAAAUGCCCUCGCUGCAGGAACGGCUCUCUAUUCUGAGCAACUGUACCGAGACCGUGAUCUUCCUGGGUACGAGAGAAGCCUUCUGUCAAAUGACCUGCAUCGGUGAGAUGGUCACCGCACACGUCCACGAUCUCCACUCAGUGCUUUUGACCUUCCCCAGCUUCGUGGAGCCCUGGGAGAUCUUCCACGAUCUCCAAAAGAUCAUCCCUGACAUCAUGGACCUGGUCUCGCUGCGGAUUGGCUUGCAGGAGAUUCAAGAUGCCUUCCGCUGGGUCGUUGGGUUGGAGAGCUUUGCGAUCUCGAGCACCAUGACAAAGCAGUGCCUCCCGCAGGUGGUGGCCUUCUUGGAGGGGCACAAGGAGAAGUGUCGACUGGACCUUGACAAGGCGGACAAGCCGCAUGCUGACUGUCUGAUUUUGGCCGACUUGGACAACUUGGAAGCUGCCGCCACGGCGAUGAUUCUGCAAGGCUUCAUCGCUCCCUUGCUACAAGGGUGGACCUGCGAAGUGGUGGAAGUUUUGAUGGACACAUCCGUGCCAGCAGAUGUCAUCUUCGUUUUAUUAGUGUGCAGCGAUGGAUGCUUUGAGACGCCACGCUUCGCGCACUGGCUUCUGCAGUUGCGCUCUUCCAACAAUGCACAGGUCUUCAUGCUGCCGAUCAUCGCGGAGCCGGGCUUCCGAUUUCCCUCUUUGACCUUUCACAUGGAGCUCUUGAAGCUUCCUUCGCUGGAGACUUUCGACUUGGCGAGCUAUGCACAGAUUAUCCGAGCCCUUUUUUGCGAGCUCUGGUUCUUCGUGGCGUUUUGCCCACAAAGCUCCGGGAAGAAGGAACUCUACCUUCGCUCCGAACAGGCACACGCGCUCCUGCAAGCUGCUCGGCCGCUGGCCGAACGCUUAGCGGCGGUGGAAGCGGAAGUGGAGGUACAAGAUCAAGAUGAAGACACGCGGCAGGCCGUGGCCGAAAUGUCCCGGGAGGGUACGGUGACGUCGGUCACCUCACAGACCUUGCCAACGAUACCCUCCAAUCCCAACCUGGAGUACAUGGCUGAGAUCUAUCAGAUGUACUUCAAUCCAACGGUCCACGAAUCCUUCUGAUCCUGAUGCCCGACCUCCGAGACUGCAUGCGAGACGGAUGUGGGUUUCAGGCAGUACAGAUCGUAGAUGAUCAAUAGAUUCUUUCCGUGCCAGAAAUCCUGGAGUCAAGACCAGGACCCACUGGAGUUGGGUGGUUAAUGGACACUUUGAAUCACAUCUAAGGGGCUAUCACUAGAAGCCC